Molecule: messenger RNA, 3873 nt
Organism: Archocentrus centrarchus (flier cichlid)
Lineage: Eukaryota; Metazoa; Chordata; Actinopteri; Cichliformes; Cichlidae
Product: mucin-2-like
Exons: 12
Coding region: 1-3858 (1285 amino acids)
Source: RefSeq, a predicted model, not a curated record
AUGAAAAGUGGCUACAACAACCACAGCUGCAGAAAUAACCACAGCACCCGAAACAACCACAGUGCACCCCGAAACAACAGCCACAGCACCCGAAGCAAAAACAGCAGCGCCCCCCGAAACAACAACCAUGACAACCGAAAUAACAACCAUUGCAGCCGAAACAACCACUGCAGCCGAAACCACAACGGCACCCCACAAAACAACAACAGCAGCGCCCCCAGAAGCAACAACCACGGCACCCGAAACAACAACCACAGCACCCCGCACCCCAAAACACCAACCACAGCACCCGAAACACCAACCACGGCAGCAGUAACAACAACCACAGCACCCAAAACAACAACCACAGCCCUCGAAACAACAAUCACGGCCCCCGAAACAACAACUACUGCACCCGAAACAACAACCACAAUUACAGACAGAACAACCACGACACCUGAAAGAACUACGGCCCUCGAAACGACAACCACGGCACCUGAAACAACAACCACAGCUGCUGAAACAUCAACCACAGCACCCGAAACAACCACAGUGCCUCCCGAAACAACAGCCACGGCACCCAAAACAACAAUGACAGCACCUGAAACAACAACCGCAGCUGCAGAAACAACUACUCUUGUAGCCGAAACACCAACCACUGCACCCGAAACAACAACCACUGCUGCCAAAACAACAACCACAGCGCCCCCCAAAAUAACAACCACGGCACCUGAAACAACAACCACAGGAGCAGGAACAACAACCACUGCAGCCGAAACAAGUACAGCACCUGAAACAACAACCACUGCAGCUGAAACAACAACCACAGCACCCGAAACAACAACCACGGCCCCCGAAACAACAACCACAGCUGCAGUAACAACAACCUCUGCAGCCGAAACAACCAUGGCACCUGAAAGAACACCCACAACACCCGAAACGACAACCACUGCACCCAAAACAACAACUACCGCACCCAAAACAAGCACGACAGCUGCAGAAGCAACAACCACAACUGCAGAAACAACCACUGCACCUGAAACAACACCCACAGUACCCGAAACAACACCCACAGCUUCCAAAACAACAAUCACAUCAGAUCAAACACCAAGCACAGCUGCUCCAACAACAGUCACAGCUGCUGAAACUACUAUCACCGUAAUUCCAAAUUCAACAGCUACUGCAACAAUAACAAACACAGCUGCUACAACAACAACCACGAUAGCUCAAACCCAAACUACAACCGCACUUCCAACAACAGCCACAGUUGGCCCAACCAUAGCAACAGCUGUGCCAACAACAACCCCAUUUGUUCUAUCACCAACCACAGCUGCUUUGACAACAACAAAGCAUUUGCAAUUUCGAUCUGUUGGAGAGACAUUUACAGAUAACUUGCUGAAUUCAUCAUCUAUAAUGUUCAAAACUCGAGCCACACUGAUAGUGACAACACUUGAACCUUUCUACAAAGGAACAUUUCCUUCAUUUCGCUCAUUAAGUGUGACUCAAUUCAGAAAUGGAUCAAUCAUCAAUGACGUUAACAUUGACUUUGCAUCUACAUCAGUCCCUAAUAACACUCAGAUUGGAAAUGUUUUGAUCAAUGCAGCACAAAACAUAACAGCCUUCAACAUUACCACAGACUCUGUUGUUGUUAGUGACAUAGCAACAACUGCACCCCCCUCUGUCAAUACUGCUGUCGCUACGAGUGCAACUGCAGCUGUUACAAUAACAACAAUGUCAAUAACAACAACAAUGACUGAUGCUCUAACAGCCACAACUGCUCCAAUAACUACAGCUGUCGCAACAACAACCACAGCUGCUUCCACAACUAUAAUUACAGCUGCUGCAACAUUAACUACAACAACAGCAGGUCCAAAACCUGCCACAGUUACUGCAACAACGACCACAGCAGCUCCAACAAGUACAGCAGCUCUAACAACAGCCACAGCUACUACAAUUACAACACCUGCUCCAAGAACUACAACAGCUGCUGCAACUACAACCAUAGCUGCUCCAUCAACUCCAACAGCUGCUUCAACAAAAACCACAGCUGCUCCAACAAGCACUGCUGCUGGAACAUUUAGAACAGCUGCUCUAACAGCCACAACUGCUCCAAUAACCACAGCUGCCACAACAAUAACCACAGCUGCUUCCACAACAAUAAUCACAGCUACUGCAACAUUAACUACAGCAGCAGGUCCAACAACUACCACAGUUACUGCAACGACAACCACAGCAGCUGCAAAAAGUACAACAGCAGCUCCAACAUCUACAACUGCUGCUCCAACAAAAACCACAGCUUCUCCAACAACAAGCAUUGCUGCUCCAACAAAAACCACAGCUUCUCCAACAACAAGCACUGCUGCUGCUACAAAAACCACAGCUUCUCCAACAAGCACUGCUGCUGCAACAAAAACCACAGCUGCUCCAACAAGCACUGCUGCUGCAACAAAAACCGCAUCUGCUACAACAAGCACUGCUGCUGCAACAAAAACCACAGCUGCUCCAACAAGCACUGCUGCUGCAACAAAAACCACAGCUGCUCCAACAAGCACUGCUGCUACAACAAAAACAACAGAAAGAAGGACUACUUCAACAACAACAGCUGCUCCCAUACCAGUUGUUUUUCUUGCCGCAGUUGUGGUCAGACCCUAUCAACCUGAGCUUGCUGAUAAAAACAGUCCACAAUUUAAGAAGCUAGAGGCAGAAGUGAUACAAGUGUAUGAUAUCAUCUAUCAAGCACGAUAUGGCGCACUUUUCAUACGUGUUAUUGUCAUAGCAUUUAGACCUGCUGCAACGAGAACACGUGAGUCCAACACUGAAGUAGAGGUACAGCUUGUGUUUAACGAAACUGCAACGCCUGCAGAAAUUCCAAAGGCUGCAGAUGUUGCACAAACCUUAAUAGAGGCUGUAACUAAUUCCAACAAUACUUUCAACUUCACUGUUGAAACCACAUCAGUCCAAGCAUUCACAAUAAUCCCAACAGUUGCAGUCCCCACGGUCAAUACUACUGAUGUUGUAAACACAACUAUUGCUGCUACAAAUACAACUGGAGGUGUGAUAUUUACAGCUACCAAUGCCACAGUUACAGUUGCUUUAAAUACAUCGGUGAACACUCCAACACCAAUGAUGACUCCAGCUACAAACACAACCACAGUGACUCCAACAACCACCAAAUUUGCAAUAACUACAACUGCCGAGUCAGUUACAACAAAGCAGUUGCAAUUUCGAUCUGUUGGAGAGACAUUUACUGUUGACUUGCUGAAUUCAUCAUCUACAGCAUUCAAAAUUCGAGCCAAUUUGACAAUGACAACUCUUGAACCUAUCUACAAAGGAUUUUUUCCUUCAUUUCGCUCAUUAAGUGUGACUGAAUUCAGAAACGGAUCAAUCAUCAGUGUCGUUAACAUUCAGUUUGCAUCUACAUCAGUCCCAAAUAACACUCAGAUUAAAAACGUGUUGAUCAGUGCAGCAUCAAACAUAACGGCCUUCAACAUUACCACCAGCUCUGUUGUUGUCAGUGACAUAGCAACAACUGCCCCCUCCACUGUUGGUACUACUGCUGUUACAAAUACAACUGGAGGUGUGACAUUCUCACCUACCAGUACUACAAAUACAGUGGCUCCAACUACAGCUGUGAAUACUCCAAUAAAGAUGACGACUGCAGCUACAAAUGCAACCACAGUGACUCUUACAACCACCACAGCUGUAACAACUACAACUACUGAACCAAUAACAGAACUACUGCUACAAUUCAAAUCAAAUGAAAUAUUUAUACAAGACUUGACCAAUUUGACAUCUACGGCAUUUAAAAAUCGAAGCACACUGAUAGUGACAACACUUGGAUCCUUUUACAGCAGAGCAUUUUCUUCAUUCGUUCACUGAGAGUAAUUUUUUCAG